Messenger RNA from Lepus europaeus (European hare), 621 nucleotides. It is a transcript of the gene FGF4, whose product is annotated as fibroblast growth factor 4. Gene Ontology annotation, molecular function: fibroblast growth factor receptor binding; growth factor activity. Gene Ontology annotation, biological process: positive regulation of protein phosphorylation; positive regulation of cell population proliferation; animal organ morphogenesis. The transcript has 3 exons. Gene Ontology annotation, cellular component: cytoplasm. The record is from RefSeq and is a predicted model, not a curated record. NCBI's taxonomy places the organism in Eukaryota, Metazoa, Chordata, Mammalia, Lagomorpha, Leporidae. The coding region runs from base 1 to 621 and encodes 206 amino acids.
AUGGCUGGGCCCGGGCCGGCCGCGGCGGCGCUGCUCCCGGCCGUCCUGCUGGCCCUGCUGGCGCCCUGGGCGGGCCGCGGGGCCGCCGCCGCGCCCGCCGCACCCAACGGCACGCUGGCGGCCGCGCUGGAGCGCCGCUGGGAGAGCCUGGUGGCGCGCUCGCUGGUGCGCCUGCCCGUGGCCGUGCAGCCCAAGGAGGUGACGGUGCAGAGCGGCGCGGGCGACUACCUGCUGGGGAUCAAGCGCCUGCGGCGACUUUACUGCAACGUGGGCAUCGGCUUCCACCUCCAGGUGCUCCCCGACGGCCGCAUCGGCGGCGUGCACGCCGACACGAGCGACAGCCUGCUGGAGCUCUCCCCCGUGGAGCGGGGCGUGGUGAGCAUCUUUGGCGUGGCCAGCCGGUUCUUCGUGGCCAUGAACAGCAAGGGAAAGCUAUACGGCUCUCUGUUCUUCACCGAGCAGUGCAAGUUCAAGGAGAUCCUGUUGCCCAACAACUACAACGCCUACGAGUCCCACAGGUACCCCGGUCUGUUCAUCGCCCUGAGCAAGAACGGAAAGACCAAGAAGGGGAACCGGGUGUCGCCCACCAUGAAGGUCACCCACUUCCUCCCCAGGCUGUGA